Heterobasidion irregulare TC 32-1 is the source of this 225-nucleotide messenger RNA. RefSeq lists its product as uncharacterized. The transcript has 3 exons. The coding region runs from base 1 to 225 and encodes 74 amino acids. The record is from RefSeq and is a predicted model, not a curated record. Lineage: Eukaryota; Fungi; Basidiomycota; Agaricomycetes; Russulales; Bondarzewiaceae.
AUGAACGCCGUGAGAAUGGUCUGUCCAUUUCAGGCGCUGCUUGUCCAUCUCGAUGCCCAUCAUGCCGUCAUCAAGGGCUGGAGCUUGGUAAACAUAUUGAUAGUUCUCGGGCAUGGGAGAAGGACACCCUUCGUCGCUAUGUAUCACGAUCAAAGCUGCGUGAUCAUCUUCGGUUACCGUAUCGAGUGGAUGGGUUUUCAUAGUCUGUUGGAAGAUUCUAAGUAA